AAUUGAAACAAUUAGCGUUCCAAUAAAAAAAUCCGCUCAUUAAUCGGAUCGCUCAUGAUGCUCGGCGGCGCUGACCCUAGCUCGUUACGGCGCGCGUGGUAAGAAGAAAGUAGGCGUCUACCACAAAAUUGGCCGACCAUAAAAUUGGCCGAGCAGUUCAGAUCACUAGUGUAUAAGAGAAUACGGAAGGUACGCACCAAGAGAUACACAUGUUAUAGAACAUGCACUAAUGCGUAUCUCUUGUGUACCUUUCUCGAAGAAGAUGAAUUUUGAGGAUCAGAAUAAUAACACCCCUUUGCGUGGAGAUCGGAAUCAACGGAGAUAUCGCAGAGCCGAGCCAUUGAACAAUAGGGAGUCUAAAAAGUUUCUGGCGUCUACCCCCGAAGUGACCGUUAACAAUCUCAAGCAAUAUAACAAAGAGAAUAAUAAUCCGAAUCCGAAAAUCACACCUUGUCCGUUGAUACCGAAACAACUCUAUCAAGGAGACAGAUUCAUCCCGUGUCGACGUGGGUACAACUUUGAUAGGGCUCAUUAUCUAGUAACAAAGGAAUCGGAAAACGAUGACGGACGACAUAUACUAGAUGUUUCUAAACAGAUCGAAAUGUUAGACGCUAUGCAUCGACGCGAAGCUAUGCAGUUGAUGAUAUCACAGCAAGCGUUUAUAUCAGGAUAUUGCUUAUUGACAGGUGUGAAUCAAAAGAGGAUUCUACACUUUUCAACGACGCCAUCUCAAAAAACGAACUUCACAUAUUCUCCAGAUUUCCAAAAAACUGGAAAGUGGAAAUGCGUACCGCGUAAAAGACCUCUGAUAGGAAGUAUGGAGAAAAUGUUUUCGAUAGAUAAUUUUUCCAAUUUAGAAGAUGGGAAUGAUGCUAUGAUGGAUUGGAGCUGCAAUGACCUGAUUGGUAUGGGCAAACACGAUUGCGUGAAAGUAUACAAUAGCCAAGGCGAGACGUUGACAACGUGGACCGAAAGUGGACAGCUCAGCAUCAUUAAAUGGAGCAAUGAUGGCAGAAAACUAGCAAUAGGCAUACGAGAAUUUGGAUUCUCGAAGCUCAUUCUGUACGAUUUAGAAAGGAAUAAGAGCCUGUGGAGCCACAUUUGUUUUUGCGUUUAUAGGCUUUUGUCCUUUGAUAACGACGGACUGGAAGCAUGCGUAAGCAUUCGUUGUAUCUGCUGGACUCUGGAUGAUCGUCAAAUUAUCAUAGGAUGCACCAACAUGAUUUCGCUGUAUGCAGCUGAUACGGGCACGGUGCUACAUGCGAUAGUUGUCAAUUCUGUCCUAACAAUGAAUCUAUCGCCAAAUUUUAAAUAUCUCGCAGUAGUUACGCAGGAUUAUCGCUGCCGAGUAUUUCUCUGGCCGGAGAUGAUUCUUCACAUGCAAACUCGCUUUCGCAGUAUGAUAAAGGCAAUCGCUUGGCACCCGGAAACGUCCGGCCAGCUUUGUAUAGGCAACGAAACCGGGUUAUUGGUGAUAUGUGACUGUAUAAAAAAAACAAAGCCGCAUUUCAUCAACACAAAGUUCGAAAGUUCUGUAGAACAUCUCCUUUGGAACAAGUUAAGCGGCGAGCUACUUGUCCACUGGAGUUACAAAGAGGAGAACACGCAAUACACCAUCAUUCCAAUACUCGCCCAUUUGAAUAAAGUUGUCGAUACGGUCCCAUUGAAUAAGGAAACACAGCCUUCUUUUAUCAAAUUCAAUGCUGCACACGAUAAACUGAUAAUAUUUGCAGAUGAUACUAUCGCAAUAUGGAACUUUUUCGGCCCUAGAUCAUGUUUUCAAGAAAGCGUACCUCUUUAUAGCUACAAAAAAGGAAUAAUUAACUUUAAUCCAAUCCGAUAGUUUAUAAUUUUUAAAACUUAAAACUUAAUUAAAAAAUUUUGAAAUUCUUAAAACUUAUUCAUAAAACAUUUUUGGCAUCGAAAUAUUGCCUCAAGAAUGCGCACCUUUCUAUAGUUCCGCUAGGUGCAAAACAGAAACAAUUAAUUUUAAUCCUAUUCGAUAAUUUAUAAUUUUUAAAGUUUAAAACUUAAUUUAAAAUUUUUUAAAUUCUUAAAACUUAUUUGUAGAACAUUUUUGGUACCGAAACAUUGCCUCAAGAAUGCAUACCUCUUUAUAGUUUUGCAAGGCAAAAACCCGGAACUUCUAUUUUUUUAUGUAAUUCGAUAAAUUAAAUUAUUGCAUUUAAAAAAAAAAAA
Linepithema humile (Argentine ant) is the source of this 2199-nucleotide messenger RNA. RefSeq names its product cortex (gene cort). Gene Ontology annotation, cellular component: anaphase-promoting complex. Lineage: Eukaryota; Metazoa; Arthropoda; Insecta; Hymenoptera; Formicidae. Gene Ontology annotation, molecular function: anaphase-promoting complex binding; ubiquitin ligase activator activity; protein binding. Gene Ontology annotation, biological process: positive regulation of ubiquitin protein ligase activity; anaphase-promoting complex-dependent catabolic process; positive regulation of anaphase-promoting complex-dependent catabolic process. The record is from RefSeq and is a predicted model, not a curated record.